AUGAGCCACGUCGAGCAUCUCGGAAUAGCCUUCGCGAACAUCGUGUACGCCUUCUUGAUCACCAUCGACACCGAUGACUUUGAGGCAUUCAUCUGCCGAAUGUUUGAGCGAGAAUCUCGCGAAAAGCGGGUGUUGAUUGCAUUCCUCAUGAAAAAGAGGGCGGCUCAUUUCCCGUUCGUGGCGGAUGACGUGCGUGAUGCAGAGGACGUGGAGCGGGAGGGGAACCGCUGCGCCACUGACGGGGAGCAGGACGGCGAGUGGCAGGAAGUGAAGUCUCUGAACGAAAUGUCAGAUGCACCCGUGGUGGGGUUUCUGGAGCGAAAUAUGGCAAUCAACGAUGUCGUGGCGCAGCUCACCGUGGUGCGAAACGCCUUCUUGGAAUGUAUCUUAGGGGUCCCAGAGGACGGUUCCUUCGCCGCGUCCACCACGCUGCAUCGCUCACUGCAACAGAUUCCAAACGUCUUUUUGAACACGGCGAUGGAUGGCGUAGAAAAGACUAUCAUGGAAGUUGUUUCAUCUCUCUGCGGCGAACUGAAGCAGAAAUACCCGCCAAACUUCUCUUCGCACUCAUUAACGGCGUCUGUUCGCGGCUUAAGGAGCGACCUCCCUGCUCAAUGGGACCGUAGUCACGCUCAAAUGCUCGGUAGUGCAGUGGAGCUUAUUUGGGCGUAUAGUUUGGCCUUUAUCUUCACUGCGGAUGACUUUGCCCGUAUUCGAUGCGGGGGUUUUGUAAAGUGCAGCCGAUUCCUUUUGCGUGACCUCUACAGGCCGUCUGUGGGCGAGGCAACAACUGGCUUUCGUCCCUCUCUUUGUAAUCUGCCACCCGUCUUUUUUCUCUCCUUGAAUCUUGCUGUGAUGCUGGAGAAUCACUUUUACGAUGUCCUCUCAUCGGGGGGCCUUGUGACGCGUCCGUCAGACAUGCACCUUCUGCUGCUGAGCCGCCUGUGCUACGGAUUUCUCUCCCAGCUGGAUGAGGCGUCGAAUGAGGAUCUUUGGAGGGGGUUGUUGAACACGUGCGUGUCUGUCAUGAAAGAGGCACGUCGCUCCUCACAAGGCUGGGAAGACCUGGAUUGGGGCAAUCUCAUCCAGGAGGUCGAUCCCUCUCACGCCACCGCCGACCCUGGACUGCUGGUGCAGGAGCUGGUGUUCAUUUGGAGGCGACAACAAGGGUGGUGGGGAACUUCAACCGACGGAGUGUCGCAGGUCACGGAUAAGCUGUGCACAGCGAGCCUGCCCAUUUUUCUGAUGAAGUGCCGUCCAGUUUUAUUCUCUUAUCGCUUCAAGGGGGCGAUAGAUGUUCUCUCAGAGCUUUGUGGGCUAUCAAGGAUGGGCGGCGGGAAUAAAAGUGAGAGGGCAAUAGUGGAUCAUGUUGCCGGCUUGUUUAGUUACGCGGUGCAGUUGUGCCAUACAUUUACCUGCCCUGCCGGGCCGCCUGGCCCACUCCACGACCUUUUUGAGCUUCUCCGGGGGAUGGUGCUGCUUUCGAAGCGGGAGAGGCGGUUAAAAGAGGUGGUGACGCUCGUCCUUUCCGGGUGCCUACUUUCGCAGUCAGCUCCGUACGGAGCCUCCCACGCGAGCCGAUGGUCGCAAGAGUGGGAACAAACAGAAAAACUGGUGGAUGGCUUACUGGAGGAGGUUGACAGCUGGCACAAGGCGAAACAUGCGAUCUGUUACUCCCUUUCACUGGCAGCUCUCCUUGGCAGAUGCUCUCUAAAGGAGCUGGAGCGGAGGCUACCGAAGUUCUUUGCCACAAUGGAGUCGUGGUUUGUGUCGGCCAACGACAUGGAGAGGACUGCCAUUCUUCACGCCACUUUGCACGCCGGUGGGUUGCUCUGUGACGUCUGCGCCAGUCAUGAUCUCCACUCCCCGUGCAAGUGGAACAAGUCCAUCAUGAGCUUCUUUGGCUCCGUGGAAAAGGUGCUGCAAAACGUGAUUGGCUCCAAGGGCUGGAAGGACACACCGUACACUUAUUCCUGCAUCGAGAUUGCCUCUGAUCUCUUGUUGUUUGCACUGCAACAGGAGCCAUUUCAGUCCUCCGCGCUGCACUGGCUGCUUAGGCUAUUGGACGCUAAGGCGAAGACAAGGGUGCUCUCAAAGAGUGCCAACGGCACUGGUAUUACCCGUGGCCGUUUGAUCGCCAUACGCACCAUGUGGGCUCUCUUUGAGUUGUACAACUGUGGAACUUUUUCUCCUGUGGUCCACCAAGGAAGUACCGCCAAGGAUAUUUUGCUGGCCUCCACCACCACGGGUGAAAACAGGAGGCGGCUCGGCGCCAUGUAUAACGCACCCCUGGAACAAAAGUCUUCUAUAAAGGAGAGAAUCAUUGGAUUUAUUGCGCUUCAAGGAACCUGUUACCGGCCUGUGGUGGCUACUGUUGAAGCUCUUGCUAUUUUCUGGCGCGGGGGCAGCCUGAGAAAUGUGAUUUGUUCCUUGAAGACGCAGGAGGAGGUCCGGCAGGGGAUCAAUGAGCUUCGUGAGGCCGCUUUUAGUUAUGCCCGACAACUCCAUACCAACGAGCGUGCCGAGGAUAUCGCGGAAUACACCCAUCAGCUGGUUCCCAUUUUUAUGUUGGCUCGUUUUUGGGAUCCGCCGCAGGUGCUGCUGGAAUGCGGCCUUGUGCUUCCAAAGCUGCUGAUGGGGCCGAAGACGCCGCUGUAUGAGGUGGUGGCGAACGUUGUGUUUCCCUUUUAUCUUCUUAAAACGGAUGAAAAGAGCAGGUGGAGCUCGGCGCUCGCCCUGUACCGACUCGUAGAAUGCAUUAUUGUGGAGCUGGGGAACGAUGAGGUUGGCCGCGUGGCACGCCUGGUCGAGUACGUGCGAUUACACUUAUCAAACCUGCGGGAUAGGAUGGAGUCCCUUGUGAAUGAGGACCUGUACGCCCAGAAGGCCGAAGGGGAUGGGGUGCCAAGCUGCAGCUCCAUUAAGAGAGACUCUUUUGAUAGGGAGGAGUACAAGAAGACACUUGCCGCUCGUCGCGCCAAAUGGGCUUGGCUUUUGGAUGUUUUGGAAGUGAGUCCGCUGCGUCCUAAGGAGCUGGGCUCGUCACAGGGCUCACAGGACUGGUGCGCAGUGCAGGCGAUAUGCAACAUUGCCCUUAUUGAUCUGCUGGAGGGACUGGCCGUUGCCUUAUUGGGGCACACAAAAUUGCAAGUGCGUCGAACUGCGUUGUUUCUGCUGGAGUUGGUUUCCUCACUUUUGCGAUUGCAGCGCCUUCAUUGCGGGGGGACAGCCCGAGUACCAGACAAUCCCCUCCUUGAUGGCGCACGUUGUAGCCUAUAUGCGCCGCUGCCGUCUGCAGGCAACGGGGGUGGACUUUCGUUGUGCACCGACGAGUUGAUUUCUCCCCGUGUUGCUGUGGCCGACAUUUUUGGGGAACUCGGUGAACAGUUUGAGGAGAUGUACGUCUCGAACAAGGAGCGCUACGUGCCGCUUGCGCAUGUCCUCGACAGAGGGGUGCCCAGCCUGGCAGGCUCCCUGUAUGAGAGGUUUGCCGAAGAGACACGACAAGGGAUGGCCGUGGAUGACUGGUCCAUAGCGAGCAAUUCCCUCCGCGAACCCGUUUCCGCGCGUCCAGCGGCGGUGGGGCCCGAAAGCACGCUUGUCUCCACGUCGUUUGGCGCACAUUGCCUCUCAGAGGAUGGAACCACACCACACUUCGUCUUUGUUUCCACCACCGCACUGGCGCUUCUCAUGUAUGGCUACCGCCCAGGAUCGGCGUUGGUGCGUGCGGUGUGCGCCAUUGCUGGGGAGGUGGUGGAGAGGGGAUCUCAUCGGCAGAUGGAGCGUAAUUCAUCCGUCUGGGAGUCUUGCUAUGUGCUCCGCUUUCUCCUCCUCUGCGUUGAUAAUGUGAAGUCCUCUCCGGAUGCCAACCGGCUAACACGUGGGGGUGAGCGGAAUCGGGCGGGGCAUCAGCAAGGCGGGAACUCCACAUUUGCGGGAAGGGCCAACGAGUUACAGGAGGUGAACUGUUAUAUUUGUAAUCGUCACGCGGCGUACCAACACCUGAUGGAGGCCAUCACGGUGCCGCUGCUUGUGCAUGAAAUUAGUGCAGAUAGCGCCUUAACAUACUUUGUGGACAUGAUGCAGUAUUUGCUCCUCGGGCCAAUGGAAUACGUCGCGACGGGGAGCACAUCCCUUGUCACUUACUGUGGGAUCAUGGACAGCAAGCACCCCAUCCUGGUGGCGCUGUUGAAUAUGUUAAUCGCAGGAGGCGGCAAGACACGUCGAGCGAAGCAGACGAUUGUACAUAUCUGUUAUGCCGUUUUACUGCCAAUGGUUCUUGUCAUCAGUCGUCGUUACUUUUUGAAACCUCCCUUUGUCCCCGGUUGGAAACAAAACACGGUUGCCACGCAGCGUGCUGAAAUGGAGACUAUUCUUCAGGGUGUUAUUGAUGGACUGCUGCUGGGCGAGCCCCAUAGCAAGGACCACGCGGCGGAGGAGGAGAGUGGGCGCAGCUUCUCCGUUGAGGCUCUGAGUCGCAUCGUGUGUGAGGGAAACGGCGUCUCCGUGCGAUCGUGCUUGUCGCUUCCCUCGCUUUCCUCCGUUACGGCGCAGAGUGACGGCAGGUCGAUGGUGGUUCAAACUGCGCUAAGCGACGUCACCUUGAGAGUCUUUCUUCGCGGCAUUCUGUGCGACGUGAUUGCGCUUGUAUACUCCAAAGAUGCCAAAUUCCUGGAGCCGCAUUUCAAGGGUAAAUUUCUCACGAAAGUGCUCUACUCACUGACGUACCAGGUGCGUUGGUUCCUUCAGGGAAACGCGCGCCAUUCAGGGAGAGGUUUCGGGCAAAAAUUGCCAAGGAAGAUGAAUGCAGUCAUGGACAAGAGCAUUUUCGCACUACAAACUGUAGUUUCUUCGCUUGAGCAGCCUACACUUCGCCGAGGCCCCUUGGAGCAUGCCUGCCCUAUCAUUAACACAUUUGGUAUAACGUUUUUCCAGUGGUUACAGGAAUCCUUACCAAUCGACUGCAAGAGCUUGGAGACGCACACGCCGAGCGUGUUUGGGCUUGCGGUCACACUUUUGGUGGCCGACGCUCCGUUGCGUGAUUCAGUGAUUUUUGUACUUCGUCAGCUUCCGUUAGGCAGCCCUGUGCAUCGCACCUUUUUUUCCAUUAUUGUGACGGCGUGUACGGCAAGGUGGGGUGGGCGAAAGGGGCCUAUGCUGACGCAUAGGUGUCAUGAGAAGGCGUACUUGUCCUGCGCGCGCUCCGUUACAAGUAAUGAUGCACCUUUCACCUACUCUGCCACCAGCUGGAGAAGUGAUGUGGUUGGCCUGGAGCUGAAAACUAUGGGAAGUAUUAUCUACUACGCCUUGGUCUAUCUUUAUAAAGACGAAAGGUUUGGGUACUUCUUUGAUCCCACUGUGCAGUCCAGGGCGUAUGACCUGCUCGUGCUGCUUUGUGGGGAAGCCCCUAUUGAGCCAAUGGCAGACCCGCUGGAUGACUGGCUGUGUUUGCUGAUGAAAACAUAUCGCCAAGGCUCUGGAGAGGGGGAGGCGGAAAAUGGUCUUGUACAGUAUCUUUUCUUAUUGGCCAGCGAGGAUAUUCUCUCGACGGGGUGCAAUACCUCCAGCGCCCUAGAGCGGCAGCGCAUAGCCCUAAGUCUGCUUUCGUUCUUUUUGCGGCGGGUGCAACCAACGGAAUCCAACCUGCGCACUGUGCUUAGUGUUACACACAUCUGCCGGAACACGAGCUCCGAGCUUGCCCUCGCCACGCUGUGGGGUGGAUGGAUUGCCUACGAGGGACGGGAAAGGGAACUCUUCGUCUCCAUCCUGGUGGGGUCCCCAAUGGACUUGGCAGACAAGCGUCUGGUGACGCAUUACAUUGACAGCUACAUCAAUCAUGAAAUGACACUGCGGGGCAAAGGGCACGAUGGGAAGCUAGACGGGCGUUCACGUGGGGCGUACUACAGCUUUCUCCUCUUCUCACUGUACCAAAUGCGGCUUUUGCGUGACGUCGUGACCCGUACCGAAGAGAGGGUGAGUGCAAAUAUGGAGCUAGCAGGGGAGUCGCACUCAACAUUUGCGGUGCCGGGAGAUGGGUGUGGGCAGAGUUUCCUAGCGUGCUCUUCGACUUCCCCCAGCCCCCUGAAUUCGCCGACAAAAAAGAAAAGGAGGUGA
Trypanosoma conorhini is the source of this 6114-nucleotide messenger RNA. RefSeq lists its product as uncharacterized. The record is from RefSeq and is a predicted model, not a curated record. The transcript has a single exon. NCBI's taxonomy places the organism in Eukaryota, Euglenozoa, Kinetoplastea, Trypanosomatida, Trypanosomatidae. The coding region runs from base 1 to 6114 and encodes 2037 amino acids.